Misgurnus anguillicaudatus (oriental weatherfish) is the source of this 2483-nucleotide messenger RNA. RefSeq lists its product as uncharacterized. NCBI's taxonomy places the organism in Eukaryota, Metazoa, Chordata, Actinopteri, Cypriniformes, Cobitidae. The record is from RefSeq and is a predicted model, not a curated record.
UCUCCUUUCCCCCACAACGCACUAUAUUACGUCACGUUGGGGAGAGAAUUUACCAAAGCCGCCUUAAGAGCAUUGAGAGUGACUAGAGAGACGAGUAAAGUACAGUUCUGAUAGCCCAGAUUAUAGAUAAAUACAUAGAUAGAGAUAGAUAGACAGACAGACAGGCUAUAUAGAGAUAUAGGCAGACAGCCAGAUAGCAUAACGUUAGCAUAACUUUGUGUAAAAAGUAAUCAAACAAUUAACAUACUCGUGCGUGCUGGCUUGAGGGGGACCAUGUUCCUGCUUGAAAUGGGUGUCUCUAUGGCUCUGGCUGAGGCUUUCUCCACUUCUCCCCAACGUGACGACAUCGCCGAAUUGCUUAAAAAAACGUUAAUAGCAAAAACGUAAAAACAGGAUCUUUAAGACCAUUUUUCAGACAUUUUAAAAAUGAUAUACAUAUCUUGAGUGAUUUAUGUACCCAUUAAUCGAUAGUGGUGCUUAACCUGCAACACGCCCUUUAAUUUCAAAUUUUACUCUCUAAAUGCAGUCCCAUGCAAAGCAUGCUGGGAAAUAGAAGUCCACUGCCUUGUUAGUUAAAUUUACUUAAAUAAUUCAAGUAGUUUCAACACAAAAUUUUCUUCUUACAAAUUUGGGUGGAUUUUACAUGAUAAAAUUAAGUGAAAUUUACUCAAUAAUCUGUUCAUUUAUAUUUACUUACAUUUUUUGUGUUAUUUUUACAUUCACUUUUUACAUUUUUUAAAAAUAAUUUAAUCAUUUCUUUUAAGUUAAAUUUACUAAGGCACAGAAUCAUUUUUUUCAGUGUAGUAGUUAUGUCUGGGAAGAGACAGGAUAAGGUUUCUGAAUUAUAUUCCUACUAAAUAAAACAUUUGAGUGGUGGUUAAUUUCAUGUCAAGAAAACCAAUGCAAUUAAAAUACAUAAUUCUGACAGGACUUUCAGUGAAACUUUUGCCCAUUCAUUUAUUUCCUGAGGACAGAUGGAGUAUUUGAGACCUUUCUUAACUGUUCUUCUGGUCUUCAAUGGAAUUUAUGGAUCCUCAAGCACCACAACUGUUCCAAGCACCACAACUGUUCCAAGCACCACAAUUUCUCCAAGCACAACAACUGGUCCAAGCACCACAACUGCUCAAAGCACCACAACUGCUCAAAGCACCACAACUGCUCCAAGCACCACAACUGCUCUAAGCACCACAACUGCUCCAACCACCACAACUGCCCCAAGCACCACAACUGCCCCAAGCACCACACCUGCCCCAAGAACCACAACUGCUCCAAGCACUACAACUGCUUCAAGAACCACAAAUGCUCCAAGCAUCACAACUGCUCCAAGCACCACACCUGCCCCAAGAACCACAACUGCUCCAAGCACCACAACUGCUUCAAGAACCACAAAUGUUCCAAGCAUCACAACUGCUCCAAGCAUCACAACUGCUCCAAGAACCACAACUGCUCCAAGCAUCACAACUGUUCCAAGCAUCACAACUGCUCCAAGCACCACAACUGCUCCAAGAACCACAACUGCUCCAAGGACAAUUUUAACUUCACUAGGAAGAUCCACGCUCUCAGUUACAACCACUACAACCACCAUAACAGCAUCUGCACCAAUAACACCUGCUGGCUCAACCAUACAGGCAACACAGGGAGGAGCCACACUUCCAGCUGCCAUAGCAACAACAACAACUGCUUUGAUAGCUACAGGGUCAACAAUAGUUAAAACGUCAUCAACCUCCAUUAUCACCACUACAGGGUCAACAACAGCUACAACGUCAUCAACCUCCAUCAUCACCGGGUCAACCUUACAGUCAAUACUCGGUGUUUUUAUCUGGAUGAUGUGGCUUCUUCAGUAGAGCAUUGAGGAGAAAGUAGAGGAAAAGCAGCCCACAGCAAUCGAUUUAAGAGCAAUUUUGCUGCAUUAAAUAUUUCAUGAAGUUUAGAGUUUAUUAUCGUUUAUCUUCAAUAUUUGAUGCUAUCUAAUUAUGCUUGAUAUUUCUCAAUAUGUUUUGUUGUCACAUUUGUGAAGUAUUAGGAAUAUAUUAGCAAAUAAAAUAUUUUUUUCCAAAUAUGUUUUGACGUAGAUUCAUUACAUAUAAAACAUUCCUAAAGUAAUAUAUUCAAACAAAAUCUAUUAAAACUCAGAACUAUUAAAAGAAGUUGACAGAAUGUUUCUGUGUUCAUCCAAACGCCAUAAGAAAUAUAUCUCCAAGAUAAUUGUGUAUCCGUUAAUGAGAAACUUAGAGCAAGCUUAGAGCAUUAUACAACAUAUUUGCUUAAAUUACAGCAUAAGUUCUACAUUUCUUUCAAAUAUGUCAACAAUUUAAAAUCUGUGGUUUCAAUAAAUCAUAAAUGUCACAUUUUUAGCUUUAUUGAGAAUUAUAAAGAAUAUUGUAAUUAAUUAAAUUUCAAACAUAUAAAGACUGAUCUCUUAAGUGAAUGUUGUACUAUUUGUAAUAUUACUGAUUGUAAUUAACCACAUUCAUUUAUAUAUU